GCCUGGCUAUCUGUCGCCCUGUGUUCUUAGGUAUCGUCGCUUUUCCUUUUACGGCUAAGUAUGAAGCAUCCAUUUAAUCUGCUUUUGUUCUUAGUCAGUCUCAGAUGUUCCACCUUUGCACAGACGACGAGGCUGGUGAACGGUAAGAAGACAAAUGUCCUGUUUUAACGAGAUACUUUUUGCUGUUGUGAUUGAACCUGGCAAUUGAACCUUGGACCUUCUGCACAGAAAGCAUGUGCUCUACUGCUAAGCUAAAGCCAUUUCCCCAUUUUUAUUUUAUUUCACUAGCUACAGUACGGUGUUCAGACUGCCACCCAAAUGCCACCUGUGAGGAGAAUGGAGAUCUCCGCCAAUGCAUCUGUCAAGAUGGGUUCACUGGAGAUGGGGCCACUUGCUCCGACGUGGACGAGUGUUCCAGCCGCGGUCUAAAUCAUUGCCAUUCCUUAGCAACCUGUAUUAACACCCACGGCAACUAUUCCUGCUCCUGUCCCGAGGGUUACAGUGGAGAUGGCUUCCAUUGCAAACCUGCUGGCUUUGCUGAAGAAUGUGUGGGACUCAACGGAUCCCGUUCCUGCUCCGAUCCAUGUUCGAGUCACACGGUUCUAGAUCAGCCCUGGCGAAGCACCUCCUACGGGGAUGGAAAUAACUGUGACCGUGAUAAAAAAGGGUGGUAUCGAUUUGUAGGCAGUGGAGGAGAGCGUAUGCCAGAAUCUUGCGUGUCAAUCAAUAGAUGUAACACUGAUGCACCCAUGUGGCUAAAUGGAUUGCACCCGACCCGUAAUGAUGAAAUAGUAACCCGUACCGCCUGCGCCGACUGGAGCGGUAACUGUUGUCACUGGUCUAUCCCUGUACAGAUUAAAGCUUGCGUAGGUGGUUAUUACGUCUACCAGUUUCAAGGGACACCAGCUUGUUCCUUGACUUAUUGCACAGGUAUGUUGCUUGGAAUUGUUUUGGAGAAAAGUUUUGCAUUGGGAAAAGAGCGAUCUAUUUUUUAAUUUAUUGCAUUUGCAUUACCUGUGAAUCAUGAUCCACUUUGUGUUUCAUCAAUGCAAUCUUCCAGAUCCUGCGUACGUAGGGAGCCCAUGCCAUGGAUGCAAUGCAGAAGAAGAGUGCAAGCUGAUCAAUGGGAAAUGGGGCUGCGCCUGCAGUUCUGGUAGGUGCAUUGAGGGUGUCAUGGCUUGGAAGGACCAAGACGAAAGAACAUUGGAGCGAGAAAGGAGGAAUGAUUGAUACUACCCUAGGACAGUCGUGACAUCGCCCACUGGCAUGCAAGGGCUCAUUUACAGUGAGGGGGGAAAGUAUUUGAUCCCCUGCUAAAUUUGCCCAUCUGACGAAGAAAUGACCAGUCCAUAAUUUUAAUGGUAGGUAUAUUGUAGCUGUGAGAGACAGAAUAACAACAGGAAAACCCCCAGAAACCCAGAAGACCUAAGUCACAGAUUGAUGUGCAUUAUAAUGAGUGAAAUAAGUAUUUGAUCCCUUUCCAAAAGAUGACUUAGUACUUGGUGGCAAAACCCUUGUUGGCAAUUACAGAGGUCAGAUGUUUCUUGUAGGUGGCCACCAGGUUUGCACACAUCUCAGGAGGUAUUUUGUCCCACUCCUCUUUGCAGAUCCUCUCCAAGUCAGUAAGAUUUUGAGGCUGAUGUGCAGCUACUCGAACCUUCAGCUCCCUCUACAGAUUUUCGAUGGGAUUAAGGUCUGGAGACUGGCCAGGCCACUCCAGGACCUUAAUGUGCUUCUUCUUGAGCCACUCCUUUGUUGCCUUGGCCGUGUGUUUUGGGUCACUGAUUGCUUCUCUUGACAGGUGUCUCGACAGCUGUAACGAGCUGGGAUUACAGGUAAGACCUCUCCCUUACAGCAGGUGCUUCAGCUCGUUACAUACAGUGAAGAUACCAGGUAGCCUGACAUCUGGCUGGUUGAUAGGGGAUCAAAUACUUAUUUCACUCAUUAUAAAUUAUGCACUGGUCAUUUCUUCAUCAGAGGGCAAACGGGCAAAUUUAGCAGGGGAUCAAAUACUUUCCCCCCUCACUAUAUACAUAUCAGGGGUACCAAACGUUAUCUAUUAUUCUUAGAAUUUAUUAAAUUUGUAUACUGCUCUUCACCCAAAGAUCACAGGGUGGUUCAUAACAUAAAGAUACAAAAUGAGAACACAAAAUACCUAAUAAAACAAAAACAAAUCAAUAACCCCCCCCCCCCCAUUUAAAAGGCCAUAGCAUGUUCAAUCAGUCAAAGGCCUGGUUAUAAAGAAAUGUUUUUGCCUGGCGACUAAAGGUAUGCAACAGUAUCCAGGCAAGCAUCUUGGAUGCCAUCUAGAUGUUGUGGACUACAAUGUCCACCAUCCCUAGCCAGCAUGGCAAAUAGCCAGGGACGAUAGAGGAGGUAAUACAAACAUCUGAAGGACAUCACAGUGGCUGCCCCAAAUCCAAAUUUUCCAUCUUUUAAACCAGGGGUGGGAAACAUAUUACUAUCCAAAUGUUGUUAGACUACAGUUCCUAUCUUCCCUGACUAUUGACCAUGCUGCCUAGAGAUGAUGGGAGUUGAAGUCCAAUCUAACAGCAUCUGGGAGGCUGCAGGUUUCCCAUCCCUGUUUAAUUGAACAUUCCAAUGGCACGUGCAAACGAGCCAUUGCAGAUUAAUUGUCAGAGGCAGAAAUUUCAUAAUAUUGUUGGGAGUAAAGCAAUUUGCAAUUGUAAAGCAACAAAGCUACCUGAACAAGUAGGGUGUGACAGGCAACCUUUUCUCCCCUCACGGAGUCCUUCUUAAAUAACUACCUGUAGAUUGUUUAUUUUCUUAGGCUUUUCUUCCUUCCUCCUCAAUCUCCAGUUAGUAUCAGACCUUCCUUCAUUUUGUUAAACUCAUGACCCCCAGGAUGGCUUGUGCUCAGAACGGCUUUGUUUGCCAGGAGUAAUAAACUGUCUGUUGCUUGAGUCUUUUGACAGUCAGUCUUAUCAGACUAUUUCUUUAUGCAACUCUGCUUCAGCAAACUCCCACAAUUACUUGAUGUCAAUCAAAGCACCACUGUUUUCAAAUGAGACACUGCAAGAGGUUUAUCAGCUAGCUAGAAUGAACUCUGAGCCCCACACAAUUACAACACUUACAGUUUACUGUAAAAACAAAAAAACCCCUCUGCAUUUGCUAUGCUACUUAUUCCACACACAAACACUUCUGCAACUAGGAAUGUAAAAUAAUAAUUACAACAGAUUGUUGGUUCAAUAUAUGAACUGCUUUGAGCUUUUGAAACGGGGGAAAUAAUCUAGCAGUAAAAGAAUGUACUUAGUAAAUAUUAACAGCUGCUGCCACUACAAUUACUAUUUAUUCUUGUUCUUAAGAUGCUUCUAACUUGAAGCCACAACUGGAGUGUGGUGCAAAUGAAAUCAAGGUCUCCAUGGCAAACUGCACCCUCAAUAGCUUCCAGAAUUUAACCAUGCAUUUGAGAGACAACCGAUGUGCUGCUUUUGUAGAGCAGGGGAAUAGAACAGUUGUCUCUGUGGUGACACCCACCCAAGCUGGCCAGUGUGGAACACUAUUGAUGGUAGGUUCUCUAUUCAGUGGGAAAGCCUCACCAGGAAGGAUUUUCUGGAUCCUUUCCUGGAGAUGGUUCUCAUAUCUGCAAAUAUGAUGAUUGGCUACAUUGUCUCACCAUGAAGUCUAUUUAGAGUGAAGGCAAGUUGGAGCAUUGGCCUCACUCUGCAAUGGCUUUUUCACAUAAUCAUGUAGUGAAUUCACAUUGUAACAAUAGCAUGGCAUCACCAUUCCAGUUACAGGACCCCUGAUUGGCUAUAGGUUGUAAGCCCCACAGCACUGCUGGGAUCAGCUGUAGAUUGGCAGGCUCUGUUGCAGAAGGAAGAAGAAAUGGACCAGACUGAAUGGUGGGAAAGUGGGGACAGAGGAAGUGGGCUCUCCCCUUUACACCUUGACUUCAGCCACUUCCUAAGCAGGAGCAGGGACACUGGUCUCCCCCUUCCCCUUGACCUGCUUGUGGAGCCUCAGUGGAAGUUGGGGAGGGCUUUGAGCACAAGGGUAGAAGAGGAGUCAGCAGUAACUGAACAGGAGCUCAAGCUGGAGGGUGCAGUCUUUUCUCCUAGAACCAAGCACCUUAGCAGAUGGGAGCAGAAAAACCUACCCAUAUUCAACCCCGACAUUCCCACAAGGCAAGCAAGUCUGGUGAGGGAGCAGGGCAUGUCUUGUCUUUAGAAGCUUGGCGUGCAUAGCAACUUGUUGGGACAUCUUGGUUGCUUCCAUCCAGUUCUGAACUCCUUGCCCUGCUCUUCUGAACCCCUGUACUUUCCUGAGUCUUGUGUCUGCUGCUGAGCCUGUACUUGCUCAAAUAAAGAACUCCUUCUUACUUAAAAUGAAGCAAGUGUGUUUUGGGGAGGGAGUCAAGACACAAGACUCUUGUGGUCAGGAGGGAGAUACUUCUAAAAGCAAUGGUGCCAAAGCAGCCACAGGAGACAAAGAGGGAGCAUCUAUGAAACUGGGGAGCAAGGGGGCUAGGAGAGCAGUUUCCAUUUCCUCAAAAGCAGCUUCCCUCUCUCUUUCACAUUAGAAAUGUGCACUUGGGAAUAAUUAGUCAGGGACACAUGUAACUGUGCUGAAGUCAGGAGACGAGUUGCUUUAAUUCUUUUUAUUUCCCCUUUCAGAAAAAUGAAACUCAUGCUACAUAUAGCAACACACUCUAUCUGGCUGAUGGGACUGUCAUUAGAGAGAACGAAAUCAAAAUUAAUUUCCAGUGCUCCUACCCGUUGGAUAUGGAAACCAGCCUUAGAACAGCCAUCCAGCCCAUUGUCAGGUACGGCAUUACUUAUUAAGAGGAAAGCUGUUCAUCUUGCCUAAUGAUACUUUCAUUUCUAUUUAGGGUUCCAACCACUGGGGAAUAAUGUGAGGGAGCAGAUCCUGUAAAGCAGAGGGUGUGAAACCUUCUUCAGCUCAAGGUCCACAUUCACUUCUGGGCAACCUUCCAGGGGCCACAUGCCAGUGGCAGGCAAGGGCCAGUGGCAAACUUGGACAGAGCAAUGAAUGUAAAUUUUACCUUUGAAAUGUAAGCUAGUUCAGUGGUGGCUGAUUCCCGUCAAGACUGGCAGAGCAGAACGCAGAGAGCCCAGAGAGCAGGCAGAGCCUGAGGCAAUCACAGACAGAGUGAACUAAUUGUAGUUUUGUUUCCAUCCUCCUCCCUGCUAUGUUCUGCAAGGGCAUCACUGUCAAGGCGGGAGUUGGGUAAAAAAAGGUAAAAGGUAAAGGCCCCCUGGGUGGUUAAGUCCAGUCAAAGGUGACUAUGGGGUUGCGGUGCUCAUCUCGCUUUCAGGCUGAGGGAGCUGGUGUUUGUCCACAGUUUUCUGGGUCAUGUGGCCAACAUGACUAAACCGCUUCUCGUGCAACGGAACACCAUAAUGGAAACCAGAGCGCAUGGAAAGGCCGUUUACCUUCCCACCGCAGCGGUACCUAUUUAUCUACUUGCAGUGGCAUGCUUUCGAACUGCUAGGUUGGCAGGAGCUGGGUCAGAUCAAUGGGAGCUCACCCUGUUGUGUGGAUUUGAACCGCCAACCUUCUGAACGGCAAGCCCAAGAGGCUCAGUGGUUUAGACCAUUGAAUACUCACAAGGCGUCCAUGAAGCUAACUCUUAUUCAAAGAAACAGAGCAGUUCAGACCUAGUGAGCACAGCAUCACUUCCCAGUAGGUCGUGCCCCAAUGAGGCAGUUGCGAGGACUGAAGGUUGCUGCUUUCCCACAGCUCUUUAAGUCUCCUCCUCCCCUGAGUCCUUCCCCAGCAACCCGAGACUUAUUUGCCUUGUCUGUCUCUGCUCCAUCCUCUUCAUACGUCUUCUGGUUCUCCACAGUGGGAGGUAGCAAUGCUUCUGAAUACUAGCUACUGGAAGCAUAGUGCUGCAACCCUGUGUGGGUUUCCCUCAGACAUCUGGCUGGCCACUGUGAGAACAGGAUGCUGGACGAGAUGGGCCAACAGCAUCUUCUUAUGCUCAUAAUCCCCACACUUUUACUUCCUUUUUUUCACCUUCCAGUUCAACCAACAUCAGCAUUGAAGGAGCAGGUCAGUUUAUAAUUAAGAUGGCUCUCUACAGAGACCAAAACUACACCUCGCCCUAUGAGGGAGCAAUGGCCGUGUUGCCAACUCAGACCUGGCUCUAUGUUGGUGUCAUGGUCACCAGUGGGGAUGUGAGCCGCUUCGUCUUGCUGAUGGACAAUUGCUUUGCAACGUCCACGGAAGACACCGCUGACCCUCUGAAAUAUUUCAUCAUUCAAAACAGGUACAGUAAGGGUGUGUGUGUGGAUUUGAUCAAGGGACUGUCCUUUUCCAUUCAUGGUUUCAGGAUCGGGUUCCGGGGUGUGUGAAAUCAAGUCUAGAGUGGAAGCAGCAUUCGGAUUGGGAUCAGGGAUACAAGGGCAGGCUGCAACCUAGCUGAAAAUAUGUGGCUGGUUAGUGCCUGUCUGGGAAGCUCCAGAAUGCUCUUGUAAAUUCAGUGGAAGAAAAGUGAUGCACGGAAAUUAAUUUUAAGAAGCAAGACCCCUCUGCGUCUAACAGAAUUUCUGAUGUCUCUGUGUUAUGGGGUUAUUGGAAACAACUGGAAAGCCAUUCUGGAGACAGAUGCUGGACACAUUCCCUUCCGAACAGCCUUCUGGGGCCCCCUGGGUGGGACAGAGGCAAAAGUGGGUGGGGCAACAGAUGCAAAUUUUACCUUUGUGCAUUGAGCUAGUGUUUAGACCCAUGCACCUCAUCCCUCUCUAUCCUCCACCUGGGCAUUAUCAAGAGUCAUGAUUGGAGUUCAGGGACACAGUCCAGCCAGGAAAAACACUCAAGGAGGGUGUGAAGCAGGGCCGGUAAGGAGGUGUGGCAAGUGAAGGAGGGGGUGUGGCUAGGGAGAGUUCUGAGGGGCAGAAGGAGAGGCCUGAUAGGCUACAUGCUGCCUCCCGGCCUGAGGUUCCCCACCCCUGUUCUAGAUGGGCUGGUGGGGCUCGUCUCAUGUAAAGUUCUUGCUGGUUUUACAGCUGCCCAAACAGACGGGAUGCCAGUAUAACAGUCCCAGAAAAUGGAGUCUCGGCUCAAGGACGGUUUUCCCUCCAAGUGUUCAAGUUCGUUGGGAAUCAUAACCUCGUUUAUCUCCACUGCAAAGUUCGCCUCUGUGACCCUAGUGCUGGACCAUGCAGACCGGUGAGCCUGAUGCUCAUCAGUUUAAAUUGUAGCUUAGUGGGUUCAGAUGUACUCUGAUACUAAUGGAUGAUCCAUUUCAUCCCUUCCUGAGAAACCAAAUCACAUUUCUCCCCUGUAGCGCUGCGCAGGAAUUGAAAGUCGCCAGGCUGCUGCUGCUGUCGCAAAGGGCUAUUUGUUGGAUGUGGGUCCCAUUGCCCGCCAAGGUAAAGACGUGCGUGUGUGUGUGUGUUUCAAAUACAAUAACAAGGGCAAAAGUGCUGAACCUGUAUCUAGGCUGGAGAUUUCAGCUUGUAGGUGAAUCGCUGGAUGCUUCUCCUUACAAGGAAAGUCCCUGCAUGUAAGAAAGAAACAUAUUGGGGAGAAUGCUAGGUUCAUGCAUAGGAAUGUGCAGCACAUUUCAUUAGGAGGUGCACCCAAGGAUCUUUUAAAAUGCAUUUGUUUGUUUCAAUGAAGGAAGAAGGGGGCGGGAUGACAAAAAGCUAACCAAAACAACCAAAUAGAAGAUUUUUCCUGCAGAGAAAUAGAUCCAUGCCAAGCUGACGAGAGGCAGGGCAGAUCUGGAUGACCAAGGGCAAGAUAGUUCCUCCUCCUUCUCCUUGCUUGUGUGCCACAGAAGCAGCCCCUCACCUUCACAGAUCUUGCUGCACAAAAAGUGGUGAGCAGAACUCGGAUGGAGACAGAGCCAUGAGACAGAGCCAGAGCAGGUGCAGGCAGAAGUAAAAGUCUGGAGUGGAUCGGCAGCUUCUGCCUGGGCUAUACUUCUGCCAAUCCAUUCCAGCCUUUUUCUUCUGCCUGCAUUUAUUUCUGUCUGCUUCCAUUGAUCCCCAGUUUUUUAAACACUGGGUUUGCUUGAGUAUACCAGGGACUCUCAUUACACAUGCCUAUGGGCUGGUGUCUGUUGUUGUUGUUUAGUCGUUUAGUCGUGUCCAACUCUUUAAAUUGGUUGUUUUCCCCCCCCCUAUUAUGUUUUUACUGUAAUUUUUACUGUUGUUUGCCGCCCUGAGCCUGGCUCUGGCUGGGGAGGGCGGGGUUUAAAUAAAUUUAUUAGUAGUAGUAGUAGUAGUAGUAGUAGUAGUAAAUCCGGCACUGAACGGACUCCCUCUCCAUAAUUGUUAUUCCUGGCAACUGACACACUCUCUCUGACAGCAGAGGUGGAACAUAGAAUUUGUGGUAAUGGCUGCUCCUUGGGGGGUCUCCACUUUGCCAUCUCCCACCAGGGAGCUUCCCCCCCGUGUUUUAGAUAAUGCAGGAUGCUCUUUCGCCAGCUGCAAUUUUUCACUGUCAGAGUGAGAUUUCAGUGGAGGAAGUCCAGGAAAUAAAGCACAAGGUCUCUCUGUUUAUCAGCCAUGCUGAUGACAGGUUUGGGCUUUUCCAAACCAUCACCUCCUCUCAGGCAGAUAUCAAAAUCUCACAGUAACUCAGUGGCAUGUAUGGCUGUUGCAACAUCCCCACACUCUGUAGGGAUGAUUGUUGUUGUUGUUGUUUAGUCGUUUAGUCGUGUCCAACUCUUCAUGACCCCAUGGACCAGAGCAUGCCAGGCACUCCUGUCUUCCACUGCCUCCCGCAGUUUGGUCAAACUCCUGCUGGAAGCUUUGAGAACACUAUCCAACCAUCUCGUCCUCUGUUGUCCCCUUCUCCUUGUGCCCUCCAUCUUUCCCAACAUCAGGGUAUUUUCCAGGGAGUCUUCUCUUCUCAUGAGGUGGCCAAAGUAUUGGAGCCUCAGCUUCAGGAUCUGUCCUUUCAGUGAGCACUCAGGGCUGAUUUCCUUCAAAAUGGAUAGGUUUGAUCUUUUUGCAGUCCAUGGGACUCUCAAGAGUCUCCUCCAGCACCAUAAUUCAAAAGCAUCUAUUCUUUGGCGAUCAGCCUUCUUUAUGGUCCAGCUCUCACUUCAGUACAUCACUAUUGGGAACACCAUAGCUUUAACUAGUCUACCCCUCCCUAAAAGAGAAGGAAAGCAAUCUUAAAUGGAGGGAGUAACCCACAAACAGCCCAGUGGAACUAAGGAUGCUCAAUAGAUGUGGAAUGCUGAGUGAAUGAUGGAAUAAAUGAGAGUGAGGAAAUAGAAUAGAUUAGCUGGAAUGCUGAAUAGCAGCACUUCACUGGUCCUGUUAUAGUUGUCAUUUUCCAUGAUGCCUGUCCUCCAAUAAGUUCAGGGCAGCAUUCCAGACCCUCUCUCUUUAUUCUCACAACAACCCUGUGAGGUUGGUUAGGUUAAGGCAACGAAAGGGAGACAAUGGCCAGUAUCACACUGGAAAUUUUGCAGCUGCUACAGUCCAGCUCCCACUGAAACCUACCUACAUUACUCAACUUGCCAUCUGCAGUGACUGCAACAAACAUACUUAUGUCAUUAACACUGACACAUUUCAGUGGAACAAUGCAGAAAAUAAUGUAAUCAUUUCCCCCAUAAAUGUAUUAAUAUUUUGUAAAAUAUACAAACAAAAUAUAAAACAAACAUAGUACGCUAACCAAAACAGAACAUAAACUGGGUGUCUGUCCAUAAACUCCAGCAUUAUAAUGGGAACAAAAUUGAUGAUAAUUUUACACAUUCACAAUAAAAAUUAACAGCACUUUGUAAGCCUCAUGCAUGGGGAUAAUAUCCAACCAUAUAGAUUUUUUUAGAGCGGAGGCGGAAGAAUCUGACCUUGUUGUUGGAUCACACAAUUUACAAGAAGGUACUAUGUACCAUCAAAUGAACUUUUCCAAAUGUUGGUGUCUCUCCUCCAUUAACUUUUCUGCUACAGCUUAGCCCCAAAUUCUGGUCCGCCAGCCUUUGAAAGAAAAUUCUGUAUGCUUUAUCAAAUGACGUGCAAUUUCUAAAGGCAAUUGCUUAUGUAAUGUUCACAGCCAAACAAAAGAAAGAAAGGCACCGAUACCACUCAUUUUUGCUGGCAUGAUUUCUGUCCCUGACCUCGGCAAACACUUGAAUUGUGGCAAUUUCCAUUCCAAUUUCCAUUUUGCAAGGAAUUCUCCAACAUCCCCAUUCACAGCUAAGCAGAAAAAGAAUCUCUAUCUGCCAGUUUACAGUCCAGCACUCCACCCAAUGCACCACACUGAUGAGCCCAGGAGCCUCGCUUACCCUGCUGUCAAAUAGGUCCCUCCUGCGGCUUCAGUAAGCAGAAAUUUUUAGUAUGCAGCAUGCAUUGCUGCACAGCUUUCUUUCUAUUACUUUUAGUGGUAAAAACCAGAAAGGUCUAGUUAAUAACCCAGAGUGGCAGGAACAAUGGAAAGGAUGAUAACAGAGAGGAAUAAUUUCACCAGGCAAACAAAAGGAAGGGAACUGCAUUUGGGUCUGUCUUUUGGACAGAAACAAAUGGCUCCAUAAAACAGGUGUUUGUACAAAAUGUACAGUGAUCCUUACUAACUGUUUUGUUUUACUUAUUUACUUGGUUUUAUCCUGUGAACUCUGGGAAGCGGGUGGCGCUGUGGGUAAAACCACAGUGCCUAGGACUUGCUGAUUGUAUGGUUUGAAUCCCCGCAGCGGGCUGAGCUCCCGUCUUUCGGUCCCAGCUCCUGCCCACCUAGCAGUUCGAAAGCACCCUUAAGUGCAAGUAGAUAAAUAGGUACCACUUUAUAGUGGGAAGGUAAACGGCGUUCCGUGUGCUGCUCUGGUGCAGGCUCGCCAGAUCAGCGAUGUCACACUGGCCACGUGACCCGGAAGUGUCUGCGGACGGCGCCGGCUCCCGGCCUCUAGAGUGAGAUGAGCGCACAACCCUAGAGUCUGUCAAGGCUGGCCCGUAUGGGCAGGGGUACCUUUACCUUUACCUUUUUAUCCUGUGAACUGCCCUUAGAUCAUAUGAUGAAGAGCGGUAUAUAAAUCUAAUAAAAAAUAAAAUAAAAUACCCUUUUCUGCCGCCUGGUACAGGUUUUGAACAUCUUGCUGGGGCUGCUGCACCUCAAGGUAAGCUCUUUUUUUGUUACCUGAAGGGUGGGUUCCCACCAAAUAAAUAAAAAAAGCAAACUUGAAAUUAUUAUCUGGGUGCAUUGUUCUGGCUUCAAAAAAUCCCAGGUAAGGGUAGGCAUGCAUAAUGAUAAUAAUCUGGAUACAUUUUGUAGCAUUUCUCAAAUGCAAUAGAUAUGUUUUGCCUUCUGUUUCUUACAAAUGAAACACGAGCAAAUUUGGGACCAGACCCAAAUUGUGUUUUAUAUAAGACUCCUUGGUCUGUAAGGUUGUGUAUCUUAUGAGGGAAAGGUGAAUUUAAACUAGAUGACCUUUUGGAUUCCUUCCAACUCUACAGUUCUAAAAUUCUAUGAAACAAAUGUCUGAAAUCAUUGUCACCUGCAUACCUUGAAUAUGAGAGUAUUCUUCCUCAUCAGGUUUACAAGGAGCGUGGGUGACGGUGCUGAUGUCUGCUGUUCUGGUCUUCUCCAUCCAUACAUUUGCUUAAAAGCCAACGAGAGAAAACCUUGCUGAAGCAGCAGUAAGCUGGUGAAGAAUUCAGUCGAACAGAGAGAGGAAAACGUAAUGGGCUACUUGUGUGUUGAUUUUCUUUUACUGUGGUGGAGGGGAUGGAAAUCUAGAUCAAUUUAAUGUGCUCUUCUUAGAUGAAUUUAUUACAGGAGUGCUCCAGUCUUUCUCCUGCACUCCUUCCUAGUCAGUCCAAGGCCACAGAUGAUGCUCUCCAUGAACAUGCUUCUGAUACUCAACCCCAUUAUUUCAUCUUUGGAACAUCUUAUUUGUGCUUACUGCUGCAUGUAGCUCGCUCCACUAAUUGAAUGCACCGCUGGGGUCCAAGAUGUGCGUAUGUAGAAACUAGCCUACUGUACAAAACUAGCCCAAUGUCACAUCAGCCAUGACCAUCGCUCGCAAGUGGCUACCAGAAGUUUGCAGGGUGGCUCAUGGACUUCCUUGCUCCUGCCCUGGAACAACUUUGUCAUUAUGGGAAUUAAAACAGUGCCUUAUUAGAUCCCAGACUUAACUGCCUAAUACGGGAGACUCAACAUAAGUGUUUGUUGGGCCCCACCAAGGCACUGGGACCCCAGCAACUGCCUGUGGAUGCCACACUCUGGUGCCAGACCUCCUUCCUUCUCACGUUGUCUGUUCAUGGGGGAAGACUGCUUUCAGCAUAUAUCUCCGGUGCUCAAACACUUGCAUUAGCUUCCCUUACACUAACAGGCUGGGGUCAUUAAUAGCGUGGGGGGCACGGGGUAGUUGCCCUGGGUGCAAAAUUGUUAGGGGUGCAAAAUUCCAGCACCCAGUGCUGCUUCAAUAUAGCCGUGCAUUUCCAUCACUGGGCUGCAUUGAAAACAGCUUCUACAUGCAAAACAGGAAGAGACUUCUGCAGACAACAGAACGACUCUUUUCAUAUCUCUGUGGCUGUGAUCUCCUGGGUGAUGCAGAUGCCAUUAGGCAGUUGAAUGUGCAUGCAUGCUCCCUCACACCCACCCCCUCGCAUAGCCCCGGGCACGGACAACCCACGCUAUGCCACUGGUUCCAAGGCCCAGGAUGCCUGAAGACUGAGGUCUUUGUGGGGAGUCACUGUUAGUGAUUCCCCACGGCUCUGAUGAAUGGCUCGUACCUAUCAGAUCUGUGCAUUCAGUAUUGAGGGCCCUGUUUUAUAGAACUCCCUUCCAGCGGAGGGCAAGACAAGUCCCUCCUACCUUUUGAACCUCCGCCACCUACUGAAUACUUAAAAAAAUCUUUUGCAUGUAUUUAAACUGAAUUCUGAUGUUAUCGUUUUAACCCAUUUUAAUUUUCAUUGUGUUCUUCAUACAUCAGUUAGAGACAACUGCCGUUAAAUGGUAUACAGACUGUCUAAAUAAAUAUUUACAGAAAUAAAAAUUACUUUCCCCACAAC
Podarcis lilfordi (Lilford's wall lizard) is the source of this 12953-nucleotide messenger RNA. Lineage: Eukaryota; Metazoa; Chordata; Lepidosauria; Squamata; Lacertidae. The record is from the annotation of a GenBank genome assembly.